Messenger RNA from Gambusia affinis (western mosquitofish), 1495 nucleotides. RefSeq names its product HUS1 checkpoint clamp component (gene hus1). The record is from RefSeq and is a predicted model, not a curated record. The transcript has 8 exons. Bases 116 to 973 code for a protein of 285 amino acids. Gene Ontology annotation, biological process: mitotic DNA replication checkpoint signaling; double-strand break repair via homologous recombination; mitotic intra-S DNA damage checkpoint signaling. Gene Ontology annotation, cellular component: site of double-strand break; checkpoint clamp complex; nucleolus. Lineage: Eukaryota; Metazoa; Chordata; Actinopteri; Cyprinodontiformes; Poeciliidae.
GGAGAGAAGCCGCUGUUUCCGUCGAACCGUAUUAGCAAACGGACCAAACACAGUCUCCCUCCUGAAUUUAAACUGGAGUUAAAAUCCCUCAGAAACUCUUUAUUUUCCGGUUAAAAUGAAGUUUCGGGGGAAAAUAACCGACAUCGCGUGUUUGAACCACUUCACCAGAGUUGUGACCACCAUCUCUAAGCUCACCAAGACCUGCGUCCUGCGGCUGACUCCCGACCACCUGUUCUUCAUCCUGCCGGGGAAAGUGACCAACGGAGGAGUCGGCAUGUGGUGCCAGCUGCUGCAGGCCAACUUCUUCCAGGAGUACCAGAUGGAGGGCGUGACCUCUGAGGUCCAGGAGAUCUGCCUGGAGGUGAGUCCAGAACCCUGGAGCCGGGCCCUGAAGACGGUCCAGUCCGCCAAGUCAGUGAAGCUGAAGCUGACCAGGAAGCACUGCGCCUGUCUGACCGUCGCUGCCGAGCUGCCCACCCUGUCCAGCGUCGGCAGAGUCGUGACUCACGACGUUCCUGUCGACGUCAUUCCUCGAAGGCUCUGGCAGGAAUUCCAGGAAGUCGGCGUUCCGGACUUUGAUGUGAGCGUCUACCUUCCUCCUCUGAAGACGAUGAAGAGUGUGGUGGACAGGAUGAAGAACCUCUCUAACUUCCUGGUGAUGGAGGCCAACCUGAACGGAGACAUGAACCUGAAGAUCCAGACCGAUCUGGUUUCUGUCACCACUCACUUCAAAGACCUGGGGAACCCAGCAGGGGGUGAUGUUUCCUCCCAGGACGGAGGGCCGUCUCAGAGCAGAGACCCAGAGGUCAUGGCAGAGGUCACGGUGGACAUCAGGAAGCUGCAGCAGUUCCUCAUGGGUCAGCAGGUCAACCCCAGCAAGGCCCUGUGCAAUAUUGUCCAUCAGAACGUGGUCCACCUCGUCCUGCUCCAUGAAGACGUUUCUCUGCAGUAUUUCAUCCCUGCUGUGGCCUGAUCCUCUGCAGAUAAUCUGGUUCUGGUCGGGUUCAGUGGGAGCUGGAGCUGCUUUCUCUACCGGACCUGGAGGAGCAGAUUCAGAACCUCCAUCCAGACUUUAUGAAGACUUUACCUGCUGAACUGAGCUGCUGCACUAUUCAUUAAAUGUUUUAUAUUUAUACAGAGAUGAAGGAUUCAGUGUCUGAAUCGUUUCUGAUUAAAUUCUGUAGAUUUUAAAUCUCCUGGAUCCAGAAAACCUUCAUAUGUGUUCCUGUAUUGGACUGUGAUGGACCUCUGACCCGUCCAGCGUGUUCUCCGCCUCUCACUGCUGGAGAGGCACCAGCUCUCCUCCUCCCUUCCUCUGAUGGAGGCUGUUCGAACUGCAGCAGCAUAACUUCAAAACCAAGAAAAUAAAACACUCAAAAAAAGAUUCCAUUUUUGGAAUCCAUUGUUUUGUAUUCAGUUUCCAUGUCUGAAUACAAAACGAUCAUUAAUAAGUCUUAAAUAAAUAAGUUUUAUUAAUAAAAUGGUUAAAACAGAA